AUGGCACCCACGGACGCUAGCGAGCACUGCCGCCUCGUGGUCCUCUGCUCCGGCUCGGGUACGAACCUGCAGGCCGUCAUUGACGCCAUCGCGGCCGGCACGAUCCCCGACAGCAAGAUCGAGAGGGUUGUCGUUAACAGGAAGAACGCAUUCGCGGUCCAGAGGGCCGAGAAGGCCGGCAUCCCCACCAGUUAUUUCAAUCAAGUCUCCGGGGGCUUCACGCAAAAGGGCGAGAAGGACGAGAACAAACUGAAGGAGGGCCGCGCUCGUUACGACGCCGCCUUGGCCGAGGUUGUUCUGCAGGACAAGCCGGACCUCGUCAUCCUGGCUGGGUGGAUGGCCAUUUUCACAUCGAGCUUCCUGCGGCCUCUCGAUUCUGCCGGAGUUCCUGUCAUCAAUCUGCAUCCCGCGUUGCCCGGUGCUUACGACGGCGCCAAUGCCAUCGGCAGGGCAUACGACGACUUCAAGGCCGGCAAGCUGAAGAACAACCGAACCGGGGCCAUGAUUCACUACGUCAUCGAGGCCGUAGACAGAGGAGAGCCUAUUCUGGUCGAGGAGGUUGAGGUCCGCGAAGAUGAUAGUCUGGCAGACCUGGAAGAACGUAUGCACAGCGUUGAGCACCAGAUCAUCGUCAAAGCCACGGCCAAGGUCGUGCAGGAGAUACUGGCCAAGAAGAAGCAGCAUUGA
Molecule: messenger RNA, 687 nt
Organism: Colletotrichum navitas
Lineage: Eukaryota; Fungi; Ascomycota; Sordariomycetes; Glomerellales; Glomerellaceae
Product: phosphoribosylglycinamide formyltransferase
Exons: 3
Coding region: 1-687 (228 amino acids)
Biological process (GO): 'de novo' IMP biosynthetic process
Cellular component (GO): cytoplasm
Molecular function (GO): phosphoribosylglycinamide formyltransferase activity
Source: RefSeq, a predicted model, not a curated record